AUGGAUUUGGACUUUAGCCAAAAUCAAGGGCUCGUCAAGAGCCCGAAACGAGUGGGACAUGUCGUCUUUAAGACCAACCAGUUUCGUGUAAUGGUAGACUUCUACGUCAGUUUCUUGGGCUGCAUCGUGGCUUUCGAAAAUGAGGCUCUGUCCAUUCUACGCUUCGAUGACGAAGACGAUCACCAUCGUGUUGCGAUUGUUGAGCUUCCCGGCUUGAAGACUGCCGAACUGCAAGCAACAGGCUUGGAACAUGUCGCCUUCUGUUACUCGACACUGGCUGAUCUUCUGUCUACCUACCAGACGCACAAGGCCAAUGGCAUUACGCCUUAUUGGUGUGUCAACCAUGGCCCGACCACAAGUCUUUAUUACAAAGACCCAGACGGCAACGGCGUCGAACUCCUUGUAGACAACUUUGACACAAUUCAAGAAGCAAACGAUUUUAUGGCAUCAUCUCUUUUCGUAGAGAACCCCAUUGGCACCGAGUUUGAUCCGGACGAUGUUGUCAGGAGAUUGGAACAAGGAGAGAGUGAGAGUUCACUGAAGCGAAGGGUCGAGAUAGGACCACGGAAAGCGUUUGGAUGCUGA
Messenger RNA from Colletotrichum paranaense, 585 nucleotides. Its product is annotated as biphenyl-2,3-diol 1,2-dioxygenase 2. The coding region runs from base 1 to 585 and encodes 194 amino acids. The transcript has a single exon. The record is from RefSeq and is a predicted model, not a curated record. NCBI's taxonomy places the organism in Eukaryota, Fungi, Ascomycota, Sordariomycetes, Glomerellales, Glomerellaceae.